Verticillium alfalfae VaMs.102 is the source of this 1150-nucleotide messenger RNA. RefSeq names its product C6 zinc finger domain-containing protein. Lineage: Eukaryota; Fungi; Ascomycota; Sordariomycetes; Glomerellales; Plectosphaerellaceae. Bases 1 to 1122 code for a protein of 373 amino acids. The record is from RefSeq and is a predicted model, not a curated record. The transcript has 3 exons.
AUGUCGAGUGGACCCCAUUCAUGCUCCGAAUCGCUCAAUCUCGACCCUCGUAACCUUACCGACCAGAUGUCUAUUGAUGACGCGGGGUCAAGUAUGCACCUGCGCCAAACUCAGGAAUUUCCAGGAACAGAGACAGCCCAGCCCAGGGUACCUUUACCACUUGACGAAAAUCUUCAAUACUUCAUUCAUGAGAAAAAGGCUAUGUCUGAUGCCUGCUCACAACUCAAUCCAUGGAGCAUCCACGAGCCAGGUUCCCGAGUCGGCUCGGUCGUCGCCAGUUUCAAGGAGUUCCCUGCCCUUUUCACUCGUCAGCGCGAAACGCCCUUCCUCCAUCGCCAUCUAUAUCGCGCCCACACCCCGCAUGCGAUACUCGCCGUCUACUCAGCCGUUACAACGUACGCUAGCCGUACUGACGCCAACCGAAGUUGGGCCGUCCGCGUGCUCUGCGAGGCCGCUGAUGAGCUAACGCGCCCGCCGCAUCACAGCCAGGGGAACGGAAAAGAAGCUGCACAGGCUCCGAGCUCGGAGACGGCAGACCUGACACCCCUCGACAAGCUCGCUCGCACCCAAGCUCUUCUCAUUUACCAGCAAAUCCGCAUAUUCGAUGGUGACAUUGGCCUGCGAGAGCAAGCAGAGCGUGAUAUGGGAACUCUGGAGGCGUGGCUAGAAGACCUUGAGACGUACCGCGAUAACCUUGCCGAGUUGUGGCUGCUCGAAGAGAGUAUGCUACAGAAUAGACCACCCCAGUCCUGGGAGGAGUGGAUCUUCGCUGAGUGUGUGCGACGAACUAUCUGGCUCGGGUAUGGGUUUAUAGGUCUCGUGGCCAUGCUUAAGACGGUGGGAAUAGGGGGCACACCACUUCCCGGACGUUUUGCGGCUGUACACCGGUGGACUGCGUCCAAACAUUUGUGGGAAGCCGAUUCGUCUCCUGCGUUUAUGAAGGCGUGGCGAGAGGAGAAGCAGUAUAUUGUACAAAAUCUCUCCAUCCAGAGGCUUCCUGGGUCUAUCAAAGCUACCGACACAGACCACAUGAUCAAGCUUUUACUUGCGUGGUUGUUGGGCCCUGAUGAGAUGGAACAGUGGGUCAUUACGGGCGGAACUCUUGGUGAAGCUUGGAGAUGAUCGAGCUUCUGCGGCAGAAAGCGCUGCA